AGGAAAUGCCGGUUAUCAGCAUUUCUCGCCUCACGAGAUGUCACGCUGACAGCUUAGCACUGAUAAUCAGUGUGCCCUGAUGAUCAGUGUAGCCCCAGCAGUGCCACCUGUCAGUGUCCACCAAUGCCACCAGCCAGUGCCCAGCAGUGCCACAUCAAUGCCACGUAUCAGUGCCUACCAGUGCACAUCAAUGCCACAUAUCAGUGCCCAUCUGAGAUGCCUUUCAGUGCCACCUAUCAAUGCCAGUCAGUGCCGCCUAUCAUUGCUGCCAAUCAGUGCCAGGUAUCAGUGCCAGUCAGUGCUGCCUAUCAGUGCCAGUCAGUACCCCCUAUCAGUGCGCAUCAGUGCCGCCUAUCAGUGUCCAUCAGUGCCACCUAACAGUGCCAGUCAGUGCCACCUAUCAGUGCCACCUGUCAGUGCCACCUAUCAG
Molecule: messenger RNA, 430 nt
Organism: Staurois parvus
Lineage: Eukaryota; Metazoa; Chordata; Amphibia; Anura; Ranidae
Source: the annotation of a GenBank genome assembly